Ipomoea triloba (trilobed morning glory) is the source of this 354-nucleotide messenger RNA. Its product is annotated as CBL-interacting serine/threonine-protein kinase 14-like. Gene Ontology annotation, molecular function: protein kinase activity; ATP binding. The record is from RefSeq and is a predicted model, not a curated record. Lineage: Eukaryota; Viridiplantae; Streptophyta; Magnoliopsida; Solanales; Convolvulaceae. The transcript is spliced from 2 exons. Gene Ontology annotation, biological process: protein phosphorylation. Bases 1 to 354 code for a protein of 117 amino acids.
AUGCCUGGUGGAGGGGAGCUUUUCGGGAAGGUCGCUAAGGGCCGUUUCAGCGAAGAUCUCAGCCAUAAGUAUUUCCAGCAGUUGAUCUCCGCUGUCGGUUACUGUCACUCGCGCGGCGUUUACCACCGCGACCUAAAGCCCGAUAACCUGUUGCUGGACGAGAAGUGGGACCUCAAGGUGACCGAUUUCGGGUUGCGUGCGGUGAAGGAUCAGGUCCGACCCGACGACAGGCUCCAUACCCUGUGCGGCACCCCAACUUACGUGGCGCCGGAGAUUCUCACGCAGAAAGGCUACGACGGCGCAAAGGUUGAUUUGUGGCGUCAUCCUUUUCGUGCUCACGGCGAGAUUGCUUAG